Molecule: messenger RNA, 3117 nt
Organism: Acanthoscelides obtectus
Lineage: Eukaryota; Metazoa; Arthropoda; Insecta; Coleoptera; Chrysomelidae
Source: the annotation of a GenBank genome assembly
GGACUUACAGUGUAUGUGUUAACCCUUAAACGGUCGAUGUCUCUCCUGAGAUACGGUCACAUGGUACUGGCAUGUAUGUAAAAACCCAUUAAAAUGUAGCGAAUUGGGCGGUGUAUAGUGUGAGAUACAUUCACUAGCAACGUUGUGUCGCCUAUGCCGGUUCAUUUUAUUUGCAGUUGUCCGCAUGGUAGGUGGUACUGUGUGUCAUUGUUAUGGAUAAUCAACAAGUUUUGACUCCGGUAAGCUCAAUAUAGUACAAAUUAGUUAUUUCAGCCUCUGGGUGUUCGUAAUUAAUAUAAUUAUGAAAGCUGAUGCUUCCUUUGCGUCUUCAUUGCUUUAGUUUUUCAUUGAAUAAAUUUUUGAGGUUAGUUUUUGUCUUACAAAUGUGUGUAUCCCUAGAUGCACAUUGCCCAUUAAAAAUAACGUAAGGCAUUUGAUACGCAAUUUAUGUUAGAAUACAUGGUAACUUCAGAACUAUUUCAGGGUAUCGCUCCCCGCAUAUUUUACGGAAAAGCAGCAAAGAUUCCACGUAUUGUUGUUGUGCUACCACCGGACGAUCCAUGUGUAUCAGACGUUGGCAAAUCAUCAGAUGAGGAGGAGCUGUUUGGCGGAGACUAUAGCGAUUUGGACCCCGAUUAUCAGCAGCCGCCCACAUCUAAGAAGCGCAAAUGCUUACCAGUAGUUGAUACUUCAAGCGACUGGGAAUCAGAAGAUGAUUUACCUUUAGCGAAUUUUGUGCAAACAUCGAGAGAUAAUUCUAUACUAGGUGGUGAUAAACGUUAACACUUGGAGCAAAACAGAUUUUCCAACACAUCAGAUAUCCAAAAGAUGUCUUUUUUGCUGGAGUAGACGGAGAAUAUUCCCCUCUGCUUAUUCGAAAAAAUUUUGACGAUGAUUUGUUUGAGCAUAUUGCCACACAAACGAAUAUUUACUCCGCACUGACAACUGGGCGUUCUAUUGAUACUACAGCUAAUGAAAUAAGGUCGUUUGUAGGAAUUGAGUUGAUAAUGGGGGUAGUCCAAAUGCCAACAUCGAAGACUACUGGGCCAUAGAAACGAGAUAUAGUAUUAUUGCCGAUGUUAUGCCUGUAAAGCGCUUCAAGAAAUUGCGAAGACGCAUACACUUUCAGGAUAACAAUACUGAUCCGCAAGGAGAUAGAUUAUUCAAAUUCGCCCCCUUAUAGAAAAACUGCGACAAAAAUGUAUAGCUAUCGAAGAGGAAGGUUUGUUUUCUAUAGAUGAAAUGAUGAUUGCUUACAAAGGCAAGAAAGCUGGAAGUCUGCGCCAAUAUAUGCCUAAAAAGCCAAGAAGUGGGGGUUCAAGAUGUUCGUUCGAGCAGGCGUGUCAGGGAUUGUGCAAGACUUUCUCAUCUAUACCGGCUCUAGUACUUUUGAAGAAAUUCUAUUUUCAAAGGAGGGAACAACAAAUGGGACUUGGUGCAAAAGUGGUACUUGUCCUGUGCAGAACUAUUCAGAAACCAGAAGAGUCUUUCGUCUAUUUGAUAACUUUCCUUUGUUCAUUGGAACUAAUUGACUACUUGAAGAAAAUAAAAAAAAUUGGCAAGUUUGGGAAACCAUUAGAAGCAACAGACUUAGAGGAUGUCCCUUGCUAAGUGACAAAGAACUUCUACGAAGGGGAGAGGUAGCUUUGAUUACAGAGUAGACAAUUCCGUGGGACUAGCGGUGAUAAAAUGGGCAGACACUAAAUGUGUGACUCUGGCGAGUUCGUACAUUUCGCACAGUCCAGUGUUUGAAGUUAGCCGAUUUAGUAAAGAACAAAAGAAAAAGGUAAACGUUCAGUGCCCUCAAUAGUCAAACAGUACAACAUUCAUAUGGGAGGCGUAGAUUUAUCUGAUAUGCUGGUUUCACUGUACAAGACUCCCUUCAAAUCAAAGCGAUGGUAUCUCGCUAUGUUUAGUCAGAUUAUUGAUAUAGCUGUCAAUAAUGCCUGGCUAUUGUAUCGGAGAGAUCUAGCCUCACCAGCGAAAAAUAUAAUAAGCUCAAAGACUUCAGAAUAAACAUCGCAAAGUCUUUGAUUCAAUCUCGUAACGUACCCAGAAAAAGAACUCUGCUGCAGCAAACUUGCUCCCUCAAAACAAAAUAAAGGUUCCCGUUGCUCCACGGCCUACUGAAGGUGUCCGGUUUGACAACGUUGGACACUUUCCAGUUUUCACUGAAAAUAACGCUGUAGGCUUUGCACAAAUGGACAAACAAGAAUUUUAUGUCAAAAAUGUAAUUUGCGCUUAUGCAUCGUAUCAGGAGCUAAUCAGAGAAACUGCUUCACAAGUUACCAUUCCAAGUAAUGUUCCUCCUAGAAGCAAUGUGCAUUCGAAGAUACAACUAAUACCAACAACACCAGAAAAAUGGAUAGAAGUGGCAAAACAAUACGAGAAAACCUGAAGUUUCCACAUUGUCUGGGUGCCUUAGAUGGAAAACAUGUUGUUUAGAAGCAUCAAUAAACACUGGAAGCGAGUUUUUUAAUUACAAAUCAACAUUCAGUGUAGUUCUUUUUGCUUUAGUGGAUGCUGUUUACAACUUUUUGUAUGUCAAUGCUGGAGGACAAGGAAGAAUUUCAGAUGGUGGUAUCUUUAAAAAUUGCUCUCUUUACGAAAAAUUAGUACAAAUAAUUUAAAUUUUCCCGAACCGGAAGCUUAGGAUGGCAUGCAACUGAAAAUUCACUACUUUUUUAUUGGAGACGAGGCAUUUGCUUUAACUGAUUCAUUAAUGAAACCGUUUUUGGGAAUACAUCCGAAAGGAUCACCAUGAAGAGUGUUUAAUCAUAGAUUAUCUCGCGCACGAAGAACUGUCGAAAAUGUAUUUGGCAUUACCUCAGCCGUUUUUAGGGUACUUCGUAAACCAAUAUUGCUUGAACCUAAGAAGGCCGAAUUAAUUAUAAUGGCAAUAGCUCAACUACAUAAUUUUUUAAAGAAAAGUUCCACAUCUGCUGCUCUGUAUACGCCACGUGAAACUUUCGAUACAGAAAAUGAAGGAACGCUUAUAGAAGGAACCUAUAAAACUAUAACCAAUGGAACAAUGUCCUCAUUGCUUCCAAUUAGAAAUGUUCCCAGAAAACCCACCGGAAGUGCAGCACUAAUUAGAGACGAAUUAGCAGCGUACUU